AUGUUGGCAUGGAUGUGGCAUGCCCGGCUGAUUGAUAGAAAAGAAGCUCUGAAGGCGACCUAUUUCCCCUCUCGUUCGUCAAUCGCCGGCGGCCUCUUCGACGUCGACAUUGCCGUCGCCGACCGUCGCUCCCAACCCACCUUCUUCUCCGGCGCAUCUUCCCUCCUCUCUCUCGGCCUCUUUGCUCGAUUCUUCCCCAGAAAGCUUUACACACUGCUAUUGCAGAGUUAUAUCUCGAUCAACAUCAAACCCCUUUCACUGUCUAAAAAGGAACAUAGGCAGAUUCAAUCAAGUUGGUUACAUCAAAAACAAAAGAUGGAAGAACAAAAGGUAGAAGAACCAAAACCAGAGGAAAAGAAAGAAGAAAAUGCCGAGGAGAAACCUCCAGCUGAAGAGAAAAAAGAAGAAGAACCAAAACCACCAGCUCCCUUUGUGUUGUUUAUCGAUUUGCAUUGUGUUGGAUGUGCCAAAAAGAUUGAGAAAUCCCUCUUGAGAAUUCCAGGUUGAUAGGUUGCGUGCACAAGUUUCUACCAUGGAACAACAACAACAACAACAAAUGAAAGAACAAAUGGAAAUGGUAAUGAGGAGAUGAAUAUGUCUUGAAAUCAACCCCGUGC
Lactuca saligna is the source of this 617-nucleotide messenger RNA. Lineage: Eukaryota; Viridiplantae; Streptophyta; Magnoliopsida; Asterales; Asteraceae. The record is from the annotation of a GenBank genome assembly.